AUGCUUGAAAUUGUAGAGUUCAAAUGUGAUAGUAAUAAUACUGCACUCUGUGGUAAAGUAAGAGAUGCAUUUGAAGUUGCCGGCCUAAUGAUUUCAAAAGCGUUCAAAUUCCAUGCUCCAAUCUUAGUAAAUGCUUCAUUUAUUGAUUUUUGCAACAACUUUAACGUAUGUGGAAAAUCUCAAGACGAUGUUCCAAUUGGUGGUGCCAAACCAUCUAGGUACAUCCUGAUGAAAGACGAUGAUCGUAUUGAAAGGCUAUAUCCACAAGCACUCGUAAAACAAUAUAAAGUAAAAACAUGUCCUCAAUUUGCUCCUUAUGAUAUUAAGGCUGAUUUUAAUUCCGCAGCUAAUUGGUGGUUCAAAUCUGAUGGUCAACCAAUUCAAGGGAAACAGAGAGAUUUUAUUGAAAUUAUUCUGCAUGAAUAUUUUCACGGAUUGGGCUUCAGAAGUAAUUGGGAUGAUUGGUCAAAUUCUCAAGCUCUAUACCCAUUACCAACUUUUCGACCGGAUCCACAGAAUUCCAGUUUAUUAAUAUUUGAUGGAUUUAGAGAGACCGUUUUCGAUAAAUACAUAAUACUACUUCCAUGUGGACAACAUAUAUCAAAAUUUAAUGCUCAAUUGAACUUAUUUGCUGGUGGACCUGGCGCAAGGUUUCAAAACCAAUCUGAUUUUGAUUUACAAUUUCGUAAUUCCACUCAAUAUAAUCAAAUUGCAAAGAAAAUGUUUAAUAUUUCUCAAACUGCAAAAUCACUGGGAUUCCUACCUCAUCAUAAGAAAACUAAAAAAUCUAAAAAAUCCAAGAAAAUUGCAAAAAAUGCUGUCAUACUUGAAACUAGUUUAAUACCAUACAUUCGUGGUUCUAGUAUAUCUCACGUGGAUUUUAAAACUUAUGUAAAUACCAGCGAUUUUUUGAUGAGAUAUAGCAAUAAUUGGUUAGAUACUUUGGAUGGAUGUGUGUCUAAAGGUGGAAAUUUCUCUGGUGGACCUAUUGGGCCCCUUUUAAGAUCAAUUAUGGAAACACUUGGAUAUGCAACUGCCCAUUAUCCAAAUCCGUACAAAGCUACUUUUGUUAAUAAUACAAGAG
This is a messenger RNA of Cetraspora pellucida, 1084 nucleotides long. Lineage: Eukaryota; Fungi; Glomeromycota; Glomeromycetes; Diversisporales; Gigasporaceae. The record is from the annotation of a GenBank genome assembly.